Messenger RNA from Sphaeramia orbicularis (orbiculate cardinalfish), 1029 nucleotides. RefSeq lists its product as uncharacterized. Gene Ontology annotation, cellular component: membrane raft; external side of plasma membrane. Gene Ontology annotation, molecular function: protein tyrosine kinase binding; MHC class II protein binding. Lineage: Eukaryota; Metazoa; Chordata; Actinopteri; Kurtiformes; Apogonidae. The coding region runs from base 66 to 935 and encodes 289 amino acids. Gene Ontology annotation, biological process: T cell activation; interleukin-15-mediated signaling pathway; positive regulation of ERK1 and ERK2 cascade. The transcript has 6 exons. The record is from RefSeq and is a predicted model, not a curated record.
GAGGAACAUCACUCUCAGAGAAGAGAAGGCUCAUAAAACAUCCUCCUAUGGACAAAGACUGAACAAUGAUCCCUCUGGAAUUAAUGUUUUCUGUUUGUAUUUCUGUCCUUCAGCUUGAAGGAAUCAGUGGGGACGUCUCCCUUUUCUACAGACCUGGACAAAGCACUGCACUGCCCUGUAUUGGUAAAUUAUCCUCUGAGAAAAAAUGGGAUUUUGACUGGUUUUACAACAGAGAACCUUCUAAAGCUGAAGAAGAGGUUAAGAAUGGAUGUAUAGUGCAGAGCUCUCCCCGAGCUUCCAGGAUGACUCUGGACCCCAACUUCAGUCUGGUCAUAUACAACCUCACUGCUGAUGAUGCCGGUGCCUACACCUGUUAUUCGAAGUAUAAAGGGAACACAAACUCAUAUGUGUAUGUGAACAUCCUCACUGUCUCGCUGUCUCCACUUGAUGCUGAUCCAAGGAGAGAUGGAAGCAUCACAUUACAGUGCUCUCUGUGGAGGUAUAGAGGAUAUGGUCCAUGUCCACGGGACAGCGUCCAGUGGGUGGAUGAGACAGGCACUGUUCUGCUGGGUGAAGGUAUCGGGUAUAAGACCAAACAGACUGGCUGUGUCUCUACCCUGAUUGUACGUCUGAGUGGAUUCAACAGGAGAUACACCUGCCAGUUUGUUGAGAUGAAUAACACAGUGAUAUAUGCAGAAUACACACCUGUCUUCACUGGCAACAGCCCUGUAGUUGCAGAUUGCACUAAUUGGACUUUUCUGAGCCUCUUCACCCUGAUUCUGCGUGCCACCGGAGUAUUUUUGAUGACUGUAAUUUCUCUUCUUUACCUCAAAAAUAAAGUGAGCAAGACAUGCGGAAGAAAGGGAAAUAAUCAUCGUCACGCGGUCAACUAUGAAAAUGUUCGAGCACCUGCAGCUGCUUCCAACCUGCACUAAUCAGCUGUUCUUAACCCGUAAAGACCCAGUACUACUUCUGUGGUGGUUCCAAAUGAAUUUUCUUUCUUAAAUGAUUUAUCACCAUUUAUUAUAA